AGCCAUCAAAAUCACAUUUUUGAAUAAUGAUCAAAAGCGUACCGGUUCCAUACCAUAGAAGAGUAAUUCAAACCGAAAGGCAAUGAUGAACGCAGUAAAUUUCCCUCUUAUAGUUACUUUGCUUUUAUUCAUCGGUGAAAGGGCGCCUGUUGCGAAAGCCUUCGUCGUCCCGUCCGAACAGCACAACGCAUAUGUCUCGGCAAUACGAAAAACACCCGCUUCGUCCCAAUCGACAAAACUCGGUAUUGUGUGGGAUCCUCGAAAUCCAGACAAUGACUCGGGACUCGUGGAAUUUCCAACGGCAUCGCAGAAGUCCGAAAUUAAGARAGAAGCAAAGAAGAGAAAGGCCCGAAAGCAGAUGCCCUCUUUUUCGUUUUCGGACGACGAGACGAACGGGCCUUGGUCCGAUGAAACCAUCCAAGCCAUAUGGCAGCAAUUGACGGAAAGCGAAAUGAUGGAACUCAGAGGYAUCUGUCGCGAAAGCCGUAAAGAUGUCUAUCAAACGGCACUGUGGUUCUGCGAAGAUUUAGAGGAUCUGAUUGCUCCCUCUUCGUCUGAAGACGAAGAUGAGGGCCAGGGGGAUGAAGAAGAGGGGGGCAUACACUUACCGGUCGCGCUUGUAGCGGUGAAAGGGCACACCGCGUUGAUCUACUGCCCAACACUUCCCAUUGAUCACCCUAAGAAAUUGAUAUUGCGAACAAGUGUGGGACAAAAGAACGUGUGGAAAGCACGACCGAAGCCACCGCGAGAUAUUCGUGGACAAAUCAUCARGGAACCGAAGUCCGAGUAUGAAUGAAGAAACUUUUGGACAAACGAAACGGAGUCAAUUCGAUUAGUCCUAUCGCAUAGCGUCGAUGUGAUUUUCUCGAAGACUACUCGAAUAAUAAUUUAAGGGUUCU
Pseudo-nitzschia multistriata is the source of this 899-nucleotide messenger RNA. The record is from the annotation of a GenBank genome assembly. NCBI's taxonomy places the organism in Eukaryota, Bacillariophyta, Bacillariophyceae, Bacillariales, Bacillariaceae.